Molecule: messenger RNA, 1301 nt
Organism: Phytophthora nicotianae INRA-310
Lineage: Eukaryota; Oomycota; Peronosporomycetes; Peronosporales; Peronosporaceae
Product: ribokinase
Exons: 1
Coding region: 19-1083 (354 amino acids)
Biological process (GO): D-ribose metabolic process
Molecular function (GO): ribokinase activity
Source: RefSeq, a predicted model, not a curated record
CUCAACCACGCUUCAUGAAUGAGUCAUUCAUUCAAGCAGUUGACAGCAAGCUGCACAGAUCAAUUCCCCUGUUCCAGACAAGAGCCCAGCAAGUCGAGUGUAGGAGACGAGAUGGCGCAGACACGCAAGCACGUUUUGGUUAUUGGCUCCGUGAACGCCGACAUCGUCGUAGAGAUCAGUCGCCUACCUGUUCGCGGCGAGACGCUGUCCGCAUCCAAGGCAGACACGGGCAAGUUCUUCCCGGGUGGCAAGGGCAGCAACCAGGCGGCUGCAGCCGGCAAGAUCAUCGGCGUUCAUCAUCCGACACUAUGCACCAAGUUUGCUGGCCAAUUCGGUAAUGACACGCACGGGGAGGCGCUCCAGGUUGCGCUACAAGACGCUGGCGUGGACACGACACUGGCCGGCCACCCGGCUUGUCCAUCGGGUCAGGCGUUCGUGUUCGUUUAUCCGGAUGGCGACAAUUCCAUCGUCAUUGUGGGCGGUGCCAACCGUGCAUGGCCGGAGAAGCUUCCUGCCCCUUUGACGGACGCCGUCAAGUCGGCGGCCGUCGUCUUGCUGCAGUGCGAAAUCUCCGAGCACAUCAAUACGUUGGUGGCCAAGACUGCUGCGGAGACCAACGUCCCCGUCAUGUGGGACACAGGAGGUGACGAUACUCCGAUCCCGGCUGAGUUGCUGCCCCUAUUGACGUACAUUUGCCCCAACGAGACCGAGCUGGCGCGUAUGACCAAGCGCGAGGUGAACAACACCGACGAAGCCAUAGCCGCCGCGCGGUAUCUGCAGGAGCAGGGUGCCAAGAACGUGCUGAUCACAUUGGGCUCGGGUGGAUCUGUCUUCGUUCCUGCUGACGGCUCGGAGAUCGUGCGCCAGAAGUGCUUCAAGGUGGAGAAGGUGGUUGACACAACGGGAGCAGGAGACUGCUACCGGGGAGCGUUUGCCGUUGCAUUUGCUGAGGGUCGGGAGAUGCAGGAUUGCAUGGCUCGUGCCGCUGCUGCCAGCGCUCUGUGCGUGCAACGACCUGGUGCGCUCCCUAGUCUGCCAACUGGCGUCGAGGUCGUGGCUUUCCUCAACGAGAACGGUUUGUAGUACGUUGACUAGCAGCGUAGAAAGAUUACUCGAUAGUUUUUGGGUUGGGUUAGAUUUACGCACACUCGCGCAUUGAUUCACAGUUUCUUUCAAGUAGUUUUAAAGUUGCUGCGAUAAUGUCGUGCAUUCUUCACUUUUUUCUCACAACGAAGUUCACAUUGUUCAGAUCGUCUACACGAUGACAGGGUACUUCAUUGAAUAAGAUGAAUCAUUCGUCG